Messenger RNA from Thlaspi arvense, 717 nucleotides. The record is from the annotation of a GenBank genome assembly. NCBI's taxonomy places the organism in Eukaryota, Viridiplantae, Streptophyta, Magnoliopsida, Brassicales, Brassicaceae.
GAAUUUAUAGUCAUCAUUUGCUCCUGUUAAAAAGGCCUACGAAAGGAAAAGUUUUGGAGAGAUAUGGACGAUCAGAACCACACAACAAGUUUUACGUUGGAGAUAAAUAACUUUCCCGGGAAGGAAACUGUGAUAUCACCAAACUUCUUAAGCGGCGGCUGCGAAUGGUACCUUAACGUACGUUUUCCCAAAAGAGAUCGUAUUAAUGAUCACAUGUAUAUGUACCUCUACGUCGGAAAUCCUGAUUCACUGCGACUUGGAUGGAAAAUACGAGCUAGUUAUUCCUUCCUUGUGUUGAAUCAAUCACUUGAAGAGCUCCACAGAUGCGGUGGUGGAAGUGUGCCGAUUGUUCUGCGAUCACUUACGAGGAUGGGGUUGAUGGCUUCAGUGACUAAGCUUUUCCAUGAGCACCCGGACCUUGCCAAGAACUUGAGAGAAAAGGACCAAUUGGUGAAGGCAGCAUACAUGAACGACCUCCUCAGUCUCAUUGAGACACUGAACAAGCCUCCAUGUACCUUAUCCGUGACUGGGCUAAGCAAAUCUCUCAGGGAGUUGAUGUGGAAGAAAGCAAAUUUUGAUGGUACUCAACACGCCAAGAAUCUCAAAGCUGAAGAGAAUAAGGAGAAGGUCAAGACUGCUACUUGUGCUGCUAGAGAAGACUGGCUCGAGGGUGUUGUUCGCUCUUGGAAUGAGUGGAGAGUAAGAAUGAGUUUUGUU